AUGCGGCGGGGAGGGGGGCUCGUGGCUGCGGCUGGGCGCCUCUGCUUGGCGGCCCGGGCGGAUCGCGGCCGAGGUGGAUCCAGCCCGCCCGGAUCCCGGAGCUGCCAGAGCCGGCACAGCCUGAGUGUCCAGAGCCAGCACAGCUGGAUCCCAGCCCAGCCUGGUCUGGCACAGCCGGAUCCCAGCCGCGGAUCCCGGAGCAUCCCGAUUCGGCACAGCCGGAUCCCGGUCCACCCUGAGUGGCCAGAUCCAGCCCAGCUGGAUUCCAGCAUGCCUCGGUCCAGCCCCUUUGGAUCUCGCACAUCUGGAUCCAGCUCCUCUGGAUCGCAGCCCGCCCGGAUCCCAGCCCACCUGGCUUCCGGUGCAUCUGGAUCCCAGCCCAUCCGGAUCAUUCCCCUCCAGAUCCAGCAAGCCUGGAUCCUGAUACCCUCGCAGGCCCCUCCUGCCUCUCUCUCUUUCUCUGGGUCUCUGAGCGGGGCCAGGGCCAGACUAGAUGCCCUCUCUUUGUCCCCAGCCCCCCCCCCCAGUCCUCACACUGACCCCCCCCCCCCCCCCCCCCCCCCUCAGCUCUCCGCCGGCCACCCCGUCUACGAGACCUACUACAAGCAGGUGGACCCCUCCUGCUCCGGCCGGAUCGGGGCCAGCGAUGCCGCCCUCUUCCUCAAGAAGUCCGGCCUGGCCGAUCCCGUGCUGGGGAAGAUCUGGGAUUUGGCUGAUCCGGAGGGCAAGGGGUUCCUGGACAAGCAGGGCUUCUUCCUCGCGCUCCGUCUCGUCGCCUGCGCCCAGAGCGGCCACGAGGUGGGACUCGGCGGCCUCGGCCUGACGUUGCCUCCCCCCAAAUUCCACGACAGCACCAGUCCCUCCCUGGCCUCGUCCUCGGAUGCCCACUGGGCCGUCAGGGUGAGUUUCCCGGGAAUCCCGGCGCUCCGGACGCCCCUCCCCACGCUCCCCACGCGGAUGAAACCCCGAUUUCCGUGGCUUUUUUCUCGGAACGCCGGAUCUCUCCUGUCCGUGCUUUUUUCUGCUCCCCCUUGGCUCAAAUAUCGAUUUUUACGGGAUUUUUUCUCGGAAUGCCGGAUUUAUCUCGGAUCCGCUGCUUCCUGCCAUGGCUUAAAUAUCGAUUUUUACGGGAUUUUUUCUCGGAAUGCUGGAUUUAUCUUAUAUCUGCUUCUUCCUGCCACGGCUUAAAUAUCGAUUUUUACG
Messenger RNA from Varanus komodoensis (Komodo dragon), 1203 nucleotides. Its product is annotated as actin cytoskeleton-regulatory complex protein PAN1-like. The record is from RefSeq and is a predicted model, not a curated record. The transcript is spliced from 6 exons. Gene Ontology annotation, biological process: endocytosis; endosomal transport. Gene Ontology annotation, cellular component: cytoplasm; clathrin coat of coated pit; plasma membrane. Lineage: Eukaryota; Metazoa; Chordata; Lepidosauria; Squamata; Varanidae. The coding region runs from base 1 to 1188 and encodes 395 amino acids. Gene Ontology annotation, molecular function: cadherin binding.